CUUUGCUGACUUCCUGAUUGUAAAUAUCGUCUUUAUCACAAGCCUCGCCAGUGUUUUGCUGAGAUGGGAAAUUUCAGUGAUUCUGUAUUCAUUUAGAAAUUUUUCCUACUGGUUUUUCCCCCCUUUCUUUUACAAGUUUUUUUCUUGUGUUAUAGGUUGGUGCAAAAGUAAAUGCGGUUUUAGCAUGGUUGAAAUUUGCUGUUGAUACUGGAAUACAUUCUUACAAAUGUGGUCAUGUUAUACAUCAUUUUAAUGCUCAUUUCUCGCUUUAUGUGUUUUUGCUAAUGACUUAUUACUUGCUGUUUAUUUUAUAUUUAUUUUAGACUAUGGAAAUGAUGUUAGACAAAAAGCAAAUUCGAGCAAUUUUCUUAUUCGAGUUCAAAAUGGGUCACAAAGCAGCGGAGACAACUCGCAACAUCAACAAUGCAUUUGGCCCAGGAACUGCUAAGGAACGUACAGUGCAGUGGUGGUUCAAGAAGUUUUGCAAAGGAGACGAGAGCCUUGAAGAUGAGGAGCGCAGCAGCCGGCCAUCGGAAGUUGACAACGACCAAUUGAGAUCUGUCAUGGAAGCUGAUCCUCUUACAACUACACAAGAAGGUGCCGAAGAACUCAAAGUCGGCCAUUCCACGGUCAUUCAGCAUUUGAAGCACAUUGGAAAGGUGAAAAAGCUCGAUAAGUGGGUGCCUCACGAGCUGACCGAAAAUCAAAGAAAUCGUCGUUUUGAAGUGUCCUCUUCUCUUCUUGUACGAAACAACAACGAACCAUUUCUUGACCGGAUUGUGACGUGCGACGAGAAGUGGAUUUUGUAUCACAACCGGCAACAAGCAGCUCAGUGGUUGGACCGAGAAGCAGCUCCAAAGCACUUCCCAAAGCCAGACUUAAACCAGGAAAAGGUCAUGGUCACUGUUUGGUGGUCUGCAGCUGGACUGAUCCACUACAGCUUUCUGAAUCCCAGUGAAAGCAUUGCAUCUGAGAAGUAUGCCCAGCAAAUCGAUGAGAUGCACCAAAAACUGCAGCGUCUGCAGCCGGCGUUGCUCAGCAGAAAGGGCCCAAUUCUUCUCCACGACAACACCCGACCGCAGGUCACACAACCAACGCUUCAGAAGUUGAACGAAUUGGGCUAUGAAGUUUUGCCUCAUCCGCCACAUUCACCUGACCUCUCGCCAACCUGCUACCACUUCUUCAAGCAUCUCGACAACUUUUUGCAGGGAAAACGCUUCCACAACCAGCAGGAUGCAGAAAAUGCUUUCCAAGAGUUCAUCGAAUCCCGAAGCACAGACUUUUACGCUAUAGGAAUAAACAAACUUAUUUCUUGUUGGCAAAAAUGUGUUGAUUGUAAUGGUUCCUAUUUUGAUUAAUAAAGAUAUGUUUGAGCCUA
Messenger RNA from Lemur catta (Ring-tailed lemur), 1378 nucleotides. Its product is annotated as histone-lysine N-methyltransferase SETMAR-like. Gene Ontology annotation, molecular function: nucleic acid binding. The coding region runs from base 327 to 1358 and encodes 343 amino acids. NCBI's taxonomy places the organism in Eukaryota, Metazoa, Chordata, Mammalia, Primates, Lemuridae. The transcript has a single exon. The record is from RefSeq and is a predicted model, not a curated record.